CCCGUUUUCUCCUCUCCUCUCUUGUUUAUAAAUCAUAUAACGUUAACAAGUCAACUUUUGUCAUCACGGAAGCACCUGCAGCGUGGAGAAAAGACAUCACCAGCACGUAAACAAAGACUUAUCAAGCUGAUGUCAUCAUUGCUCGGAUUGUUAUCAAGCAGACGUCAUUCAGCAGUAGGAUUUUACAUGGGCUUUUAUAGAUCUUAGAUAUAAUCUACAGUCUGCCGAUCAGGUGUUUUCUGGGGUGGUGGUUGAAAACAGGCCAUUUUAAGUUCAACUUGGUUGUUCUCUCUCUCUCAUUUUCUUUGGAACACACCUUUUUGUACAUAUGUUACAUAUAUAUAUAUCAUAUUAUUUUAUAACCAUUCGGUGUAUGUCUGUGAGUACUGGAGGCUUUUAAUAACUCUUCUCAUCUUGCACACAUGGGCAUAUAAAUAGCAAUAGCAAAGUAUAAACCAAUUACAUAUUCUGGUUGAUGGUUGUGAUGUACACCUAAGGUCACAUGCUAUUUAAAAAAGGAACAAACCCUUCAAUUUGUCCUGACCUGAGUUCCUGUUUAACUUUGUUCUCGAAAUGUUCUGCCCUAUCGUCCUUGACGCAUGUAAGCCCAGGUCAUUCUCUACUCCAUUGUAGUUCGUAUGUCUGGAAAUCAUUUACUAAAUAGGUGUAUGCAAACUGUUACACCACCUCACAAGACAUAUUGUUAUAAAUAAAACACUGUUCUAGUUGUAAUUCAUAGUGAUGAUCACAUAUAAAUAACAAUGCUUUUGCUUCCAUAGAUUUAAUUCCGGUUUCAGACACAAUUCCCAGAGAAUCAUGAGCUCACGCAGGAAACCUGCCCGGCCUCAUACGGAUUCUGAUUCCGGUUCCUCAUCGGGCCGUGACUCGGCCGCACCAGGCUUAGAGGAGGGCGCUGGUCUCUUUACUAAGCUGAUGGAGCUGCCGGUAGCCAGACUGUCGCGGCAGCAGCUGAGAAGGUUGGAGGAUCAUCAAUACAGCAGUGAAGGACAGUCCAUUCUUGAGCCUUUCAUGCAAAGAUACUGGGGCUGGCUAGUGAGUAAAGUGCCUCUUUGGAUGGCCCCAAACCUCAUCACGAUAGUCGGACUUGCUACUAACAUAAUAAGCACACUGAUACUGGUGUACUAUUGCCCUACUGCCACCGAGCAGGCACCUACAUGGGCAUAUCUAGCCUGUGCUCUGGGUCUGUUCAUCUAUCAAUCACUAGAUGCCAUAGAUGGGAAACAGGCACGACGGACCAAUAGCAGCACGCCGCUGGGCGAGCUUUUUGACCACGGCUGUGACUCUCUUUCUACAGUGUUUGUGAUUCUGGGCACAUGUAUAGCAGUGCAGAUGGGUACUCACCCCGACUGGAUAUUUUUCUGUUGUUUUGCGGGCAUCUUCAUGUUCUAUUGUGCACACUGGCAGACGUAUGUUUCUGGAACGCUGCGCUUUGGCAUAAUUGAUGUGACUGAGGUUCAAAUCUUCAUUAUAACCAUGUACUUACUGGCCGCCAUCGGAGGAACAGCUUUUUGGGAGUCUGUGAUCCCUGGGAUAAAUAUCCAGGUUAAAAUAAUCCCUGCCCUAUUCACUCUCGCGGGUGCCGUUUUCUCCUGCAUGAACUACUUCCCGGUUAUAUUCACGGGUGGAAUGGGCAAAAAUGGAUCGACUAUUGCAGGAACUAGCGUGCUAUCUCCAUCAUUUCAUAUAGGAGUGGUCAUUACUCUUGCUCUGAUGAUCUACAAAAAGUCUUCAGAGCAGCUCUUUGAGAAACAUCCCUGCCUGUAUGUUGUUGCGUUCGGGUUUGUCUCGGCCAAACUCACCAACAGACUGGUGGUUGCUCAUAUGACAAAAAGUGAAAUGCAACGCAACGAUUUGGCCUUCGUGGGACCAGCGCUGCUGUUUCUGAAUCAAUACUUCAACAGUUUUAUUAAUGAGUACUGUCUGCUGUGGGUCGCUCUGGUUCUGUCAGCAUUUGAUCUGGUACGGUACUGUGUGAGUGUAUGUAACCAGAUCGCCACACACUUAAACAUCUGUGUCUUCUCCAUCCGACCUCCCUCUCCAUCCUCACCUCAGCCAGACAGCAGAAAUCACCACUAACCUGUGUUCCUGAAACACUACCUCCAGUAGGUCACGCACUUCAGUGAAUGUAAAACAUGGAGUCUGAACGGCUGCAGUUAGGAAUCACUGUAACGUGGUAUUUCGUAAUGAUUCAAAAAUAUACGAAGAACGAAAUGGAAUUAUGAAAACGUAUCAAAGUGUGAUUCAUCUUUGGUUCACAGAUUAUUUUGGUUAGCUUUGUCUUGCCUUUGUUUGUGAGUAUGUGUGCACCUUUGAUUGUUUAAAGGUUUUAUUUUAUAGUUGUAAUGUUUUCAAGUGAACCCAUAUUUUGUAUUUGGAAAUUAUUCAUUUUUUGCAUCUGUUUUGGCUAAAAUCAUAAUUUAUUCCAGUAAACAGGCAACGCUUUAACUCAAUGUGUUAAGUUUUUGGGGCUCUGUAGGUGUCAAGUGAUCAUUUUUUCGCCUUUCAUUGCUACAAGAAAUGAGAAUUUCAACCUACGCCAGUACACGUCAGUCUUGCCGGUACAAAGGAGUGUUGUUGUCUGAGUAAACCAGAACAGACAGAGUCAGAAAGGUAAGCGAUAAGAUCAGAACAUAUUUUUAUAAGAGGAAAUCUUAUGACAAGCAGGUCAGCCAGAAGACUUUCAAUCAUAAUGUCAGAAGUGCAAGCCCUGGUUUUAUGAUGCUAAUAUACAAGCAGUUCAUUUGAUGACAGAAAAAAUCUAUGCAGUAUUAAUUUAUUAGUUUGCUCGCUAUGCAUAUGAAUCUUAUAGUGUUAUGGAAGGGAUUAAACUGGUUUGACUAUGCCUGAGAAAAACUGUAUCACUAACAGUAUUCUGAGAGUGCCAUUUUAUCCGAAAAAUUACAGGGGCUAAGAUAUGACAGUCAAAAAUAGUUCUGAGUUUGAUUUCAAGAAUAACACUGUACAUAUGAACUUUUAAAGGAACAGUUCACCCAAAAAUGAAAAUUCUGUCAUCCUUUACUCACCCUCAGAUUGUUCCAAACCUGUAUCAUUUCUUUGUUUGCUGAACGCAAAGGAAAAUAUUUGGAGGAAUGUCAGUAACCAAAGAGAUCUCAUCCCCCAUUGACUCCCAUAGUAGGGAAAUUAAAUACUAUGGGAGUCAAUGGGGGACGAGAUCUGUUUGGUUCCAAACAUCUUCCUUUGUGUUUAGCAGAACAAAGACAUUUAUACAGGUUUGGAACAAUCUGAGGGUGAGUAAAUGAUGACAGAAUUUUCAUUUGACUUUAAUUCUAGAUAACAAAUCUAAAAAGUGGUAUUUGUGGUUUAAAGAAAUAAACGUGACAACCUGUGCAAAUUUAUUUUGUGCCUUUUAUUUCUCACAGUCUGUAAACUUCUCUAAUAAUAAUAAUAAUAAUAAUUCAUUGCACAGUACUUUAUGCACAGUACAAUUUGGACCGAGCGAUUUUAAUCACAAAGUUCAUGUGUAAUUCGAAUUUUGUUCAUUAAUGAAUUCUGUUUAUAGCACCAUAAUUAACAAAGAUGUAAUUUCCUACUGCUGCAGGUUGAGUUAAAGUCUUCAUAUUUGCAAACUGACAUUACUUGUUAUGAUUACAUUUAUCUGUUAAAAAAAAUGUAUUCCCAAACUUAAUGUAUAUUUCUCUAAAUAUGUCAUUGUUUUGCAUCUACCUCCAAGUAGUUACUUACCCAUGUUAUUUUGGUCUCUGGGUUUGUUUCAUGAACAAAUGUUUUGUAGAUUUGCGUUGUGAAUGUUAUUUAAGUGGUUUGUCUGUGUAUUUGUAUCUCCUCUGUUAACAUCAUACGAUCACUCUGUAGGCCAAGCAAAGCUGCAGUACACACACCGUUGAAGCAAGUAAUGUCUGCCACUGCAACUUUAUUUACAUACGUGUCUAAUUUCUACCUUUAUCAGGAUUUUUGUUGUUCUGUUGAAACUUUUUAAUCUACUAGUGGACAUGAAAUAAAGAUUGUUAUAUUUAUGUUAACA
Triplophysa rosa is the source of this 4021-nucleotide messenger RNA. It is a transcript of the gene cept1a, whose product is annotated as choline/ethanolamine phosphotransferase 1a. Gene Ontology annotation, biological process: phosphatidylethanolamine biosynthetic process. Gene Ontology annotation, cellular component: endoplasmic reticulum membrane; Golgi apparatus. Gene Ontology annotation, molecular function: diacylglycerol cholinephosphotransferase activity; ethanolaminephosphotransferase activity. The coding region runs from base 817 to 2097 and encodes 426 amino acids. The transcript has 10 exons. The record is from RefSeq and is a predicted model, not a curated record. Lineage: Eukaryota; Metazoa; Chordata; Actinopteri; Cypriniformes; Nemacheilidae.